Messenger RNA from Cheilinus undulatus (humphead wrasse), 9985 nucleotides. It is a transcript of the gene camta1a, whose product is annotated as calmodulin binding transcription activator 1a. The transcript has 23 exons. NCBI's taxonomy places the organism in Eukaryota, Metazoa, Chordata, Actinopteri, Labriformes, Labridae. The record is from RefSeq and is a predicted model, not a curated record. Gene Ontology annotation, biological process: regulation of transcription by RNA polymerase II. Gene Ontology annotation, molecular function: transcription coregulator activity; protein binding; double-stranded DNA binding. Bases 52 to 5391 code for a protein of 1779 amino acids. Gene Ontology annotation, cellular component: nucleus.
GCUGCCGAAAACAAGCCGGAAGGACUGAAGAAAGUUCGUAAUCCGGAUCGAAUGUACAGAUCAGCAGUGUGUUAUGCUGGCCACGGUCCACCUAAGAGUAUCAGUGAUGACACAGAGACGAACAAUGAACAUGGACAUUUGAAAAUAUACCUGCCCAAGAAGCUGCUUGAAUGUCUACCAAAAUGCACCUCGCUGCCAAAAGAGAGACACCGGUGGAACACCAAUGAGGAGAUCGCAGCUUACUUGAUAACAUUUGAAAAGCAUGAAGAAUGGCUAACGACAUCCCCUAAAACAAGGCCGCAGAAUGGGUCGAUGAUAUUGUACAACAGGAAGAAGGUGAAGUACAGAAAAGAUGGCUACUGCUGGAAGAAGAGGAAAGACGGGAAGACCACACGGGAGGAUCACAUGAAGUUGAAAGUACAGGGAGUUGAGUGUCUGUAUGGCUGCUACGUCCACUCCUCCAUCAUCCCCACCUUCCACCGCAGGUGCUACUGGCUGCUCCAGAACCCUGAUAUUGUGCUCGUCCACUAUUUGAAUGUCCCUGCCAUUGAGGAUUGUGGGAAACCAUGCGGUCCGAUUCUGUGCUCCAUCAAUACGGACAAGAAGGAGUGGGCCAAAUGGACCAAGGAGGAGCUGAUCGGCCAGCUCAAGCCCAUGUUUCAUGGCAUCAAGUGGACUUGCAGCAACGGGAACAGCAGCUCUGGCUUCUCAGUGGAGCAGCUAGUGCAACAGAUUCUGGACAGCCACCAAACUAAGCCACCUCCCCGGACUCACAACUGCCUGUGCACGGGCACCCUGGGUGCAGGAAGCAGUGUGCACCACAAAUGCAACAGCGCCAAACACCGCAUCAUCUCCCCCAAAGUAGACCCCCGCUCGGGUGGCUACAGCAGUGCUCACUCUGAGGUCCAGAACAACGAUGUGUCUGAGGGGAAGACCGAGCACAGCGCCCACGGUGGAGGCAAAAGCUCCGGCGGAGGAGGCGGAGGGGGCAGCGCCAGGGAGAAACGCAAUGGCAAAGUCCACAAACCCGUCCUGCUGCACCAGAACAGCACAGAGGUGUCAUCCACCAACCAGGUGGAGGUCCCCGACACGACACAGAACUCCCCCGUCUCCAUCAGCAGCGGCCUCAACAGCGACCCGGACAUGGCCGACAGCCCUGUGGUGACCGGGAUGGGCCACGUGGCCUCGGUCAUGUCCGGCCUGUCCCAGAGUGUCUUCAUGUCUGAGGUCACCGGAGACCCCGUCUACAGCAUGUCUCCCACCGGAGGUCCCAACAGUCACAUGAUGGGUUCAGAUGCCACCUCACAAGGCUUGGUGCUGUCUGUGGCUUCUGAUCGCCAUAAAUUUGCCUUUCCAGGUGGAGGAGUAGGGGAGCCUGGGAGUAACGCUGGAGGAGAUGGUCUGUCCAUGCUGUCCACAGCUGGGGUGUCAGAGGAACUGGUCCUCUCGAGCAGUCUGGACUCUGGAAACAUCAAGAUUCCAGAGACCAAUAUGAACUUUGAUCCUGACUGCUUCUUAAACAACCCCAAACAAGGCCAGACAUAUGGAGGCAGUGCAAUGAAGACAGAGGGCAACUCCUCCUCCACUUCAUCUUCCUCUGUUAGCACCAAUGGCAGCCUGCAGCGCUCCCCCACCAUGUCAGACAACGGCUACACCUACAGCUCUGCUCUGGUGAAAAAUAUCAAGACAGAAGACACUUCCUUUGAGCAGCAGCUGGCUAAGGAGAGCGGCUACCAGGUGGGGGCAGUAGUGAACUGUGGCAGUGGGGUGUCUGUGUCAUCUGGUGCUGGUUCAGGCCAAGGUAACCUUACUCUGACUCCAGCAGGCUCCCUGCUUCCUUCAGGUGGGGGUCUGAGUCCAAGCACCACCCUGGAGCAGAUGGAUUUCAGCGCCAUUGAUGCCAAGCAGGACUAUACCUCCAGUGCUGCCGCAGUGAGCUACGGUCAGGCCAUGUCCAGCCCCCACAUGCAGCAUCAGAACCGGUCACCCAGCUUCUUCCUCCAGGACUCCUCUCAGACCAGCCAGGCUCAGCAGGGGAGGCCCGGAUUAAACCAGAAAUCACACAUGAUGGAGCACAACUCCCACGACUCUGGAGCUUACAUGGGGCUGCAGGUUGUGAAGACAGACUCCCCGGGCAGCAACGGCCACCUCCACCACCACCACCAGGCGCACCAGAACCAGCACAGGGCCAACUGUAACGGAGGCUCACCCACAGAGGGGCCUAACCAGGCUGGCUCUCUCCAGCUGCUACAGUACCAGGGGACCUUUCCUGGUUUGGGAGCCGAGCAUGAGGAGGUGGUGGGUCUGGAACAACAAGGCAGUUCAGCUGCAGCUGGAGCUAAUGAGAAUGGAGCUGAGAAUCUGCUCAAGCCAGGGGAUCACAUUCAGGCCUGUGGAGCAGGGAACGGAGAGGGAGGAGGCGACCACUACCUACAGCAGGCUUCAGAUGGUAGUGGAGGUGGGACAGGAGGUGCAGGAGAGGCUAUUCAUAAUGGAAACAACAGUGAUGGCAGCAACCGCUCUCAGCAGCAACAGCAGCUUCAGCCUCUUCUCCAGGGCACCAGCAUGGUCCAGGGACUCUACAACGCUGUGGGGACCCACCAGGGCCUGGGUGGAGCGACCAGUAAUGGUGGAGCUGGAGGGACAGGCAUGGAGAUCAGUCUGGAUCACUUUGACAUCUCUUUUGGUAACCAGUUCUCUGACCUCAUCAAUGACUUCAUCUCAGUGGAUGCCAGUGGAACCACCAUGUCAGCUGGAGGGGCCCUGUAUGCUCACCAACUGGUCACAUCCCACAGCUCUGAUAGUCAGAAUGCAGCGGGUGGAGCUCCCCAACAAGGUCAGGAGGAUGGAGGGGCCAGGGGCUCCGGCUACAACCCCUCUGAGCUCUGUCUCCAGCCCUGCUGCAGCCCUCAGUCUUUGAGUGGGGGGGCUGCAACAGGGGGAAAUGCAGGAGAGGCGGGCUCAUUGUCCUACAUGAAUGUAGCAGAGGUGGUGUCUGCAGCUGUGGCCCAGGGGGCUUUGGGGAUGCUUCAGGCCACAGGCCGCCUCUUCAUGGUCACUGACUACUCCCCUGAGUGGUCCUACCCUGAGGGUGGAGUGAAGGUGCUGAUCACCGGGCCCUGGCAGGAGGCCAGCUCAAACUACAGCUGCUUGUUUGACCAGAUUUCAGUCCCAGCCUCUCUCAUCCAACCAGGAGUGCUGCGCUGCUACUGCCCAGCUCAUGACACAGGUCUAGUGACCCUGCAGGUGGCCGUCAGUAACCAGAUCAUCUCUAACUCAGUGGUGUUUGAGUACAAGGCCCGCGCUCUUCCUUCACUGCCAUCAUCUCAGCACGACUGGCUCUCGCUGGAUGAUAACCAGUUCAGAAUGUCUAUCCUGGAGCGCUUGGAGCAGAUGGAGAGGAGGAUGGCAGAGAUGGCCAGCCACCAGCAGUCGAGCGGUGCAGGGAGUGGCGGAGCUGGGGGAGGAACAGGGGGAGGAGGAGGUGGUUUCGAGAGCCGUGUCGUGGUAGUCUGUGAGAAGAUGAUGAGCAGAGCUUGCUGGGCCAAAUCCAAACAUUUAAUCCACUCCAAGACCUUCCGAGGCAUGACGCUCCUUCACCUGGCUGCAGGCCAGGGCUACGCCACCCUCAUCCAGACACUCAUCAAGUGGCGCACCAAGCACGCUGAUAGUAUUGAUUUGGAGCUAGAAGUGGACCCUCUUAACGUAGAUCACUUCUCCUGCACUCCCCUGAUGUGGGCUUGUGCGCUGGGUCACCUGGAGGCAGCGGUCGUCCUCUACAAAUGGGACAGACGUGCACUAGCUAUCCCAGAUUCUUUGGGACGGUUACCGCUCUCCAUCGCCCGUUCUCGUGGCCACACCAAACUGGCUGAAUGUCUGGAGCAGCUACAAAGAGAAGAGCAGCAGCCACCAGCCCCUCUACCACCCACAACCCGCAUGUCUUUCUCUCCGGCCCCCGACACCCCCACCACAGACAGCUGGAUGGUCAGCUGGGCAAACAACAGUGUAGUGGCACCCAGCGGCAAGAAGGGGGGUCCUGCUACGACCACAACAACAUCGAGCACCACAAGCCUCAAUCCAGAUUUGAGACGGCCGAGAUCAGAACCCUCUAACUACUACAGCAGCGAGGGCCAAAGAGAUCUCCCGCUGGCUAAAAAACACAAACCCAACCCAGAACUGUUCCAGACUCGGCCCGACAAGGCCAUGUCUGUUCCUUUGAGCCUGGAGCAGCAACAGCUCCACAAGCUGUCCUCUAGCCCCAAGAGCCUGUCCUCAGAGGGCCUAAGCUCUGAAAAAGGCCUGUCUACAGGGGGCAGCACAGGGACGACCAGAUGGAGUUCUAGAGAGAGCUUCUCCAGCAGCGGACUGGGGAGGAAGACGCUGGGGGUCAGUGGAAGCAGCAGCUUGGGGAAGGAGAAACUGGUGAACCGGUUACGACAGAGGGAGCAGCUUGGCAUGUUGGUGAUGGCAGACAGAGAAAUGGCUGAUGCAGAGCUGUUGUCCUAUCGGGAAGAUCUGGAGAACCAGGACUGUCUCACACAGAUGGAUGACCUGCAGGUGAACAUGAUGACACUGGCAGAGCACAUAAUAGAAGCAACACCAGAGAGGAUCAAAAGGGAGAACUUCAGCACAGCAGAUUCUACACCAUUAGACACGACAGGGGUCAGCAACACCAUGAACUGGCUGGCCAACUACCUGGGAGAUGUGGAGCAGCUGCCGAGCAUCAUUCACUUGCGAUCCUUGUAUAACGAACCCCUGACCCCAUCAUCCAACCCCAGCCUAAGUCCUGGUGGAUCUCCACUGAGGGAAGGCCCUUUAGAGAGGUCUACGCUCCCCUCUCCAGCUGACUGGAGUGAGUUCAUCAAUGCCUCCAACAGCAAGGUGGAGCGAGACCUGGCCCAGCUGACUCUGUCAGAUCCAGAGCAGAGAGAGCUGUAUGAAGCCGCCCGUCUAGUCCAAACUGCCUUCCGCAAGUACAAGGGACGGCCGCUCCGAGAGCAACAGGAAGUAGCUGCUGCUGUUAUUCAACGUUGUUACAAGAAAUAUAAACAGUAUGCACUUUAUAAGAAGAUGACGCAGGCCGCCAUCCUUAUCCAGAGUAAAUUCCGCAGCUACCACGAGCAGAAGAAGUUCCAGCAGAGCAGAAGGGCUGCCGUGCUCAUUCAGCAAUACUACCGCAGCUACAAGGAGUUUGGCAGGCUGAAACCCCACCACCGCGGGGCUGCUGCUGCCCUGGUGCAGCACAAACUGAGAGGUAGUCUGCUCACUAAGAGGCAGGAUCAGGCUGCCAGGAAAAUCAUGAGGUUCCUACGACGCUGCCGCCACAGCCCCUUGAUGGACCAUAGACUGUUCAAGCGGGGUGAAAGAAUUGAAAAGGGCCAGGGAACAUGAGACCCCUAAGAAGAGCCCCCUUGCGAUGUGACAUCACUCUCCUGACUCCUCUUUUCUUUUUUCGUUUGUACCCGAGACAUUUUACAAGAGAAAUGGAAAAAAGAAACAUCAAUGCAAGCACUGCGAUUAUUACUACUACUGCAGUGUUACUGGUUUGACCACUACGAUGUGUACAACAGCAUUUUUUCACAUAUCUUUUCUUUCCACUGACUUGAUUUUGGUCGGAGAGUGGCAACUUCUAAUGGGAUUAUAAACUUUAAAAAAACAGGGCCAGGGUGGGGGGGGUGCAGAACAUUUGCUUCGUGGCAUUUUUUGCACUUUUUCAUGGAUUGCUUUUGUCUUUUUGGGAACAAGAAGAGGAUUCGGAGGGGAAAGGAUGCAAACACAGGACAUGUGUGAGAGGACGUUCGUUAAGGCUGCAGUAGAAGAUCUCAGAGGAUAGGGAGACCAUGCAGAAACACUCUGGGCUCUAAUUGUUUCAUAUUUUUUUUAAUUGACCAAUCAAAUCAUUCGAAGAAGGAUUUUUUUUUUUACCAAUUGUAUUGGUAAUCCACACACCCACUUCUGUCCACUGCUGUAGAUGAGAUCAUGCGAUUUAGCUCAAGAGUUCACACUGUCCCACUGUGCUCUACCCCACCUGUCUGCCCACUCGGGUGGAGCUACAAAUGAAUGUAGUCGGGGUCUAACAAUACAGAAGCAGAUGAGGGAUAAUAUAUUUCUGUUUUGCCAUUUCUUACUAUGCUUUAUGGUAAAUAUUGUCACUUUAUUACUUGAAUUUGUUCCAUACUGUCUGAUGUAUUUGUUCCAUAAUGUCCAAUGUAUUGGUGAUCUGUAUCUUCAGACUCUAUGUUGUUGAAUCCUACCAAGAAAAAUGCAUGACUUCUUGGCAAGAAAAGUCUUUGCUUGUGUGCUUAUGGUCCAGUCUUUCAGCCUAUCCUCUGAUUUUCUUUUUGUUUCCAUCUUUUCCCACCUCAGUAAUGAAGCCCUCCUUGUGUCAUCUUUUAAUUUUACUCCAUGUUCUUUCGGUUGAAAGCUAACAAGAGAAAAGAUCUUGCCUAUUUUGUGUUGUUCUGCUUUUGGUCAUGCAGGUUAUUAAUGUUCUUUUUAAACGAACUUCAGAGCCUGCAAAGGCUUUUGAGGGGAAGAUCACAUACAUUGCCUUGACGUCUUAGAGAUUCUUUGAGGGGUCCCUAAGCUUGUCCCAAAAUAGGGGUUUGACAAAUCCAUAUUUUUGACAAUUGAGCGAUUUCUGUAUAUAAAGAAGGCUGAAAGUACGUAGGAAAAAACAUUUACCCAAAGGGGAUUGUAUUUUAGAAAUAUAUUAUUUUAUUCAUUAAAAAUGGGUCAAAAACAGGUAUGAGACAAAAACAGAAUAUUUGUAUAGUUUUGUUUGAAUGCCUAAGAAGUAUGGUUGUAUUGUUUGUAAAUAGUGUAAAUACCUGGGAUAAAAAUGAGCUAUGUGCAUGAAAAGUAUGAACAGAUUCAAAAGGGAAAAAAACAACAAAAGCAGUAGUGGCUAUGCUCUGUAAAAUUAAAACUAUUUCACUAUUAGAGUAUUUUAUUUUAUUUUGAUUGUUCUUGGGAAGAACAUUUUGCUAAAGCAUGAUACUAUUGCAAUAUAAAAAGUAAAAAAAAAUACUGUAUUUAGAGUUAGGAGAAGUCUGCAAAAUUAUCUUAAACAAGUAUGGUUAUGUUUACAUUUUAUUUCCUGUUUUUUUUAAUUAUUAUUAUUAUUAUUAUUAUCAGUUUGUUUUGGGCUACCAAGAAUUUUUUGCCAAUGGUGCCAAGAUAUGUGAAUGCUAUAUAGCUUAAGAUGAAGUUAAUUUUUGCAGAACAGACACAAGCACUGAAGACCAUAAAUCACAACAGGCCGAGUCACUCCAACAACACAGUUUGCAGAGGGGGUCGUGUUUCAGCAGAAAGCAUUUAAGUCUCCACCAUUCCCCACAUUUACUGAAGCAUUUGACCAUCACUGGAAACACUUUUCUUUUAUGUUGUCAUUGCAAAUGGAAUGUCAUAUGUUGAUGAGAUUUCUUGUCUGAUCUUAGCAGCCUUGCCCACGGUGUCGAUGUGAUUACUCUCUGUCACGGGGGAAUGAUUUAAUUCUCCUCUUUACUGUAAAUGUGCAGCAAGCAUUGAUUUAUCAAUUCUUGGCUUAUCCCUGAUGUAAACUGGGCAGGAUUGUCCCUAAUACACUACACAUUAAUAGAGAAGAACUCCUUAAUCAAGGCUGCCAGGGUCUAAUUAGACCAACUGAACAAAGAUGUGUGGUUGGGAACAUGUAGCAAAAUGUGCAUGACUGGAUUCUUUGGGAAAAAAGUAGUGAGCUCUUCUAAUAACAGGUGCUAAACGAACAAAGGGGCAAAUGAGCCAAAAACACUUAAACAGUGCACUGGUGCCAUUUAUAACAUUGGAUCAAAUGAGAGAAUGCACAGGAGCUGCUUAUUCUAGAGGUGCCUGUUGGUUGCUGCCUAAUUCCUAGAAUAUAUUCCUACCCUGAAGUGUUUUCUGUAUCCAAGUAAUGACGUUAGAUCAUUCUGCCAAGUGCCACUGAAAAACUUGAGUUGUAUUUGAAAGUGUUGUCAUGUUUGUUAGGCUACUUUUCUCACCUUGGCUUGUUUUGUUGUUUUCCCACUCCUCUGACAUGUCAACUUUUAAUUUCCCCAGUGUUUAUGUAGAAAGUGCCUAUUCAUAUCCCGGUCACGCAGAAUCCAGAACAAUUUAUCCGAGGUUGAGGAAAUGUGAUGGUCACCCACAAAUGAUCGCCCCCACAUUACACCGGCCACAAACUCCCCGAUCACACCGGUAUCAGUCCAGCACUCGACAUGCGAAGCUUUACUUUCUUUUCUCUGCCUUCUGUUCUGUUUUCUACUGGGACAGCUUGUUAAAAUCACAUUAAGAAAAUGCCACUACUGGGGUUUGUUGCCUUGCAUUCAUCCUCUAGUCUGUGGUUAGAGUGCAUAACGUGGUGGCAAGAAGGAGAAGGAUUUAUUAUGCUUGCAUGGGUAAAAUAGUUAACUGGGUGACAGAACCUGCACCUAAAGCAUGCUUAUUUUCCUAGAAUCGGUAGUCGGAUAGACUUGUUAAAAAGACUCGAACGUUAGGUUGACGCGUCACAGAGGGCAUGUGACCAGAGGGCAAAACUCCAACAAAUGAGCCAAUGAUCAAUAAUCAGUCGCUACUGACGUUUUCAUGGCGAUGCAUGACGACAAGAUUGUUUUUUAGACCGAGCUCUAACUUUUUAGACUUUUCCUUUAGUUUCUUUUUGUAUUCUUUAGAUUUGAUCAGUGUGCUCCCUACUUCUAAUAGACCAAGGAUGCAGACGAUUAUGAAAGUAUGUACAGAAAUAUGACCUAAAAGUGACACAUGGUACACACAUACAUGCACAAAACACAGCACAGCACACAUGCAGACAUGUCAAGGUGUCAGUUUGAUUUGUACAGAGCGGAGGGGUGAGGGCAGCGUUUGCUCUUCUCCAAAAUGAGGGACUGGUUCACCUCCCUUCUGUAUUUUACUCAGGGUGCCAAAAUGGGGAGGAGGAAGCAGAGCAGGACAUGUGAUUCACGGCAAAAGAAGAUGAAAUAUAGAAGAAUCUACUACAGACAGGUUGUGAAACUGAAGUAUUUAAAAUGAAUGAAUAUGAUAUAUAUUACAUGCAGCAGAACCCUGGAAUAAGGUCCUGUUAUAUAUAGCUCAUUAGGAAAAAAGAUUUGACUUUUUAUCAUAGAAUCCUGUCAAAUCAUAGUAUAAUUCAGGCCGGUUCUUUAGGCCUUUAAUUUCUCUAAGUGACACAGAAUAGAGGGUAUUUAAGAUUAAGAGUGUAGUUUUAUGAAAAGUUCACCUGCAAAUCUUGUUUUUACUGCCAUUUAUGAAUGGGAUGACAGGUUAGCUGAUAGGCACUCUUUCAUUAGUGUUAUAAAUUUUCUGUGAAUUGACCUGGGAAUCUGCCUUUCCUCCUCUUCUUUUUCCCCGAGCGCCCAAAACCAGAGAAAGGUAGGCACAUCAGGACAACAGAACAGAAGCAGUUUUACAACAUGAUAUUCCACUCGUGGACACAGAGCAAUAAAAGAACUAUUUUGUGGAGACCUAUAGACCUAGUGAAGUUUCAAAAUGAUUGGACACAUGUAGUCGACUUACUCUUAUGCAAAUGCCAGUAUUGCAAGACAAGCAUUCAGUAGUUUAUGGACAGCAAUUAUAUGGCACCCUUUACCGAACUGCACGUUUUCAUCAAAUCCAAACCAAGAAGAAAAAAAAAGGCCCUGCUUUGAUAGAAAGCUGUGGGUCCUCGACACUUUGCAUGUGAACUAGUGUUAGAUCUAUUUUCCUCUCCUCUAUAGCUGUCUUUCUCUCUGUCUUUCCCUGUUAUGUGACCCAGUUUUUCUCCCCUGACCCUUUAAAGGAUUCAUCUCCUCUUGGUUCUCCUAAUGUGUUUUGCUUUCCUCCCUUUUUCUCCCCCUUUCUCUUGUUUGUAAGUUUUAUUUUUGUAAUUGUGCAUGUACAAGCGUCACUGACUCGAUGGAUAUGUUAAAAAAAAAGAGAUUUCAGCUGCUGAAGCCAUGCAAAACGUUUUGAAUUGCCCUUAAAAUAUGGAAGA